Gigantopelta aegis is the source of this 1927-nucleotide messenger RNA. Its product is annotated as leucine-rich repeat-containing protein 71-like. The transcript has a single exon. Lineage: Eukaryota; Metazoa; Mollusca; Gastropoda; Neomphalida; Peltospiridae. Gene Ontology annotation, molecular function: protein binding. The record is from RefSeq and is a predicted model, not a curated record. Bases 261 to 1733 code for a protein of 490 amino acids.
AUUGACAUCGCUUUGACGUUCUCUUCCUGUGGCUGGUUGGAUUUAAUGAGAUUAUUUCUUUACAUGCAUAUCUGAGUUCUAUAAAACUGGGAACGCAUCCAAAUUUCAGCGGCUGUAGAUACUGUUUAGUUCUGCUUUAUUUUAUUUCGUUUUGAAAUUUUGACACAGUAUUUUCAAUAACUGAAUGCCAGUAGUUAGCAUAUCUUGUUUAAGUUUAAUCAACAGUAGCUAAUAGCAGUAUACAGAUAUACAGACUAACGAUGAACAGUCCCAGAUUAAACAAGAAACAGGAGAAGCUUAAUAGUAAGGACAAGCCAUAUGUGUGUUGUGGAAAUUUCCACACGGACUUUAAGGAGCUGUGUCGGCGAAACGACAUGGCUGUGAUACCCCCCGUAGUGCCGAGGGCGAGCCUACCGUGUGUCAGUAAACAGGAGAAGGUGAAGAAAAAGGCUAAGCACCAUUCCCAAUUACGCGUCAAGUUGCAAGGCGAAGUUGCAGGCGAAAACAGCGAAUCCGCUGAACCGCCUCCUAAAACAUACACGGUAAAAGAUUCGUUCCAAUAUUUUAAGCCUACAGUACAGGUCCAAAUGGACAACCCAGAUAAGCAAGACACAGUAACAGAAGUAUAUAUCAGAGGUUGGAAAAUCGAUAACCUCAUGAUGAACGUUUUCAGACAAUGUUGGCCUGUCCUGGAAAAGCUACAAACUAUAAAUUUGUGGAAUACUGGCCUUACGGGGGAGGUAAUUAGCAUUUUUGCUGAAUUUCUUCCCUUGUGUUCGAAUAUAAAGACUCUAAUCUUGGACGGGAACUCGACUAAAGAAGAGAACUGGCAUGAACUGAUAGGAGUAAAAAGUCCGGUCUAUAUUCUAUCGCUCAGAAACUGUAGCAUUACAGACAAAGGAGCAGAAGGUAUUGGCCAAGCCCUCGGUUCCAUAAAAAGCAUCAAUACCAAACUCUUGGCGCUGAAUCUUUCAGGAAACAAUAUCACUGACUGUGGUUGCGGGCUCCUAGCUAGAAGUCUGCGCUUGAACCGCACCUUGGCUUUGUUGUCCCUGGCAAGCAAUCAGAUAGGAGAUAUAGGAUGUGUUAAACUAGCAACGGUCUUACAACCCUUUCCUCUUGAACACGAGGAGGUGGUUGAAAGAAGAAAGCAGCUAUCGAUCAAAAUACAACCACGCAAAAGCAUCAAAUUCACUGAUCAAGUAGUUUGCACACCUGUUACAAAACACUAUUUUAAGAGGGUCAAACAAAGGAAGGAUAAGGAAGAUGAUAGAAAAAUUAGUGUACGGAAAGAGGACAGAUACUCAAAAACAGAUAAACGAAAGGAGAGCCAACCUUUGAACUUUGACCCGAAACCAAUCAGAACCAGAAGAGCGUCUUCGGCAGGUUUAGUGGGAAGUUCUUUGAAAACGGGAAUGAAAGAUCGGAAAGCACAACACUAUCCGGAUGCGUCCCACGCGCACAAGUCGGUCAUUUACACCAACGGCCAGCUGUGGGUUCCUGGAAACCGAGUUCUUCAUAGUGUGAAUCUGUCGAGAAACCUUAUCACAGAUGUCGGAGUGACGGCGCUGUUGAAUACCGUGUACUGCCAAACACCCGGCCCCGUUGUCAACGAACGCUUGGGUACAGGAUUAUUGAUGCUUGAUCUACACAAAAAUGACAUCCCUCCAGACCAUGAGUUGAUUAUGCAACUGGAUAAACUGCUGGCGCUAAAAGGCAACCCUCUUCAUUAACGUGUCUGUCUAGAAGCUAGAUGGCGGCUACUUUUUCUUUUCUUUCGUUUUUGCCAAAUAACAUAUUUAGGAGCCAUGUUUAUAUACCGAUGCAUUUGUAUGUGUGUGUGUGUGUGUGUGUGUGUGUACAUACAUACGUGUACAUACGUGUGUAUAAACCAUAUGUGCACAUAUUAAAAGUACCUUGAAAAGCA